This is a messenger RNA of Rhea pennata, 303 nucleotides long. Its product is annotated as interleukin-8-like. Gene Ontology annotation, cellular component: extracellular region. The record is from RefSeq and is a predicted model, not a curated record. Bases 1 to 303 code for a protein of 100 amino acids. Lineage: Eukaryota; Metazoa; Chordata; Aves; Rheiformes; Rheidae. Gene Ontology annotation, molecular function: chemokine activity. The transcript has 4 exons. Gene Ontology annotation, biological process: defense response; chemotaxis; immune response.
AUGAAGGGCAAGGUUGUUGCUGCUGUCCUAACUCUUCUCCUAAUCUCUGUGGUUGGAACGAAAGGUAAGGCCUUGGCUCGUUCAGGGAUUGAACUUCGAUGCCAGUGCAUAAGUACCCAUUCCAAAUUCAUCCAUCCCAAGUUCAUUCAAAAUGUGAACCUCAUCCCAAGUGGACCACACUGCCAGAACGUUGAAGUCAUAGCUACUCUGAAAGACGGCAGAGAAGUGUGUUUGGAACCCACUGCUCCAUGGGUGAAGCUGAUCAUUAAGGCAAUUUUGGACAAAUUAGCAACAGACCGGUGA